Molecule: messenger RNA, 4463 nt
Organism: Amphimedon queenslandica
Lineage: Eukaryota; Metazoa; Porifera; Demospongiae; Haplosclerida; Niphatidae
Product: mitogen-activated protein kinase-binding protein 1-like
Exons: 33
Coding region: 113-4339 (1408 amino acids)
Molecular function (GO): protein binding
Source: RefSeq, a predicted model, not a curated record
UAGGCAGAAAAUUUUCACAAUAAGAUUACGGAAAAUUACCAAAAUUUUAAUAACUAACCCCCGGACCCCCUGGAAUUUAUUAACACAACUCCACCUCUUUUAAUUAAUUAAAAUGACGUCAUCAGUACUAACUAUCCACGCCUAUUUUAAUAACUAUACCCGCCUUUUCGCAGUAAAGGGCGGGAAACCGCGCCCAUUCAAAGCAAUGUCCAAGAGACCAGUCCUAGCCAAAAAAAGAAAGCAGAAGAAAGAGGAAGAGAAAGUCGUUCUUGAUAGAGUCCUGGGCCUAACUUGCAGCAAUGGCAACUCAUUAUCAGUGUCUUCAGCAGGAUCCUGUCUUGUAUAUCCUGCUGGGUGUACUGUAGUACUUUAUUAUCCAAAGAGAAGCAAGUACGGUCACAUCAUUAAUCCAUCAAAGAAGCCGAUUUCUUGUCUCUCUUUGUCGAGUGACGGUAAAUUUGUUGCCUUUGGAGAAUGUGGUCACAAUCCUGCUGUGCAGGUAUGGGAUGUGGUCUCAUCUCCUCCCACCCACCUGGUCAGUCUUAAAGGGCACGCCUUUGGAGUUGCUUGUUUGGGAUUCUCUCCAAACGGGCGGUACCUCAUUUCAAUCGGUUACCAACACGAUCAGAAUAUCCAUAUAUGGAAUUGGAGAGGCGGGGUCAAAUUAGCUUCAAACAAGAUCACUUCUAAGCAAGUGUUUGGAUUGGCCUUCUCUCAAGAUGGGAGCUGUUUUGUAACUUGUGGUUCAAGGCGUGUUAGAUUCUGGUACUUUGACACAAAUCAGAGAUAUAAAUCUACUCUCACUCAUCCUCUUAAUGGCCGCUCAGCAAUACUCGGUGAUCAUCAGAACAACACUUUCAUCUCCGUCAGAUGUGGGCACGGCCGACACUCCGGCCUCACGUAUUCCCUGACAAAAUCAGGCCUCCUCUGUCAGUUCAACUCUUCAAGAGAGCUGGACAAACUAACCGAUAUAAAGUCGGGCCGUGCCUACUGUCUGGAGUACAGCGAGUCUUUCAUUAUGUGUGGGUGUGGCGACGGAGUUGUGAGACUGUUUGACCCUGCCACUCUUGAUUACAUUGUUACUAUGCCACGCCCACAUCCUCUUACGGUACAGCUCUCGUUUGGACUUCAGUCAACUGUAGCUUCGCAGCAGUUUAUUACAGAGCCAGGGAAGUGUCCGGAUACUGUUGCUCUAGGAUAUGAUAAUAAUAAUAAUAAACUGGUUGCCGUGUACAAUGAUCACAGUCUCUAUAUUUGGGAUUUGAAGAAUCUCAAGGCAAUUGGAAAGACUCAUUCAUUCCUGUACCACAAUGCCUGUGUGUGGGAUGUACAGGCUUAUCCUCCAUUGGCUAAUGGUGUCAUUCCUUCUUUAUCAUUCAUCACUUCCUCCUCUGAUAACACUGUUCGGUUUUGGAACCUAACAGAAUCAAAUGGCUCUGAAACACAACUAAAGAAUGUCUAUUCUAAGGAGAUAUUCCAUAUAAUAUACACUGAUGAUACCGACACUACCUGUCUUAGGGACACCAGCCUAUUACCAGGCGAUUCCACUGCAGUUGCUGAUGCUUCUCGUGGCGUUCGUUCUAUUCAAUUCUCUCCCGAAGGACGUCAUCUGGCGGUAGGGGAUAGACAGGGAAACCUUAGGGUGUAUGAUUUGCAGUUUAUGGAUAAGAUAGUUGAGGUUGUUGCUCAUGAUUCUGAAAUAUUGUCAGUGCAGUAUUCGCCUGUUCACCCUUCCUAUCGGAUGCUACUGGCCACUGGGAGUAGGGACAGACUCAUACAUAUAUUUGAUGUGUCUGAUAAUUACAACCACGUCCAUACCAUUGAUCAUCACUCAGCUUCAAUCACUGCUGUCAACUUUUCUAUAUCUCAGGACACAUUGUAUCUCUACAGUUGUGGAGCGGACAAAUCUCUCUUCUUCUACACGUUGGAUAAAAAUGGCUCCUUUAAGCGCGCCCACCACAUUGCGGAGAAGUCCUCAAUGUAUGACAUGAUAGUUGACCCCACCUCCUCCCUCAUCGCUACUGCUAGUCAGGACAAGUUUCUACGGGUUUAUGGGAUCACUACCGGGAAGCUUAAGAAUUCCUGUAAAGUUUGUGAGGACGAGGGAACGACCGGUUUAUUGAAGUUGUCUUUGGAUUGUUCUGGAAGCUAUGUUGCAGUCAGUGGAUCAGAUAAAUGUGUUUAUGUCCUUCAUUUUAUUACUGGAGAACUCCUCUGUAAAAUACAGGGACACUCGGAGGUGGUUACUGGUUUGAUGUUUAGUAAUGACAGCUCAUAUCUGCUGACUACCUCUGGUGACAGCUGUGUCUUUGUUUGGCGUUUAUCCCUUGAUAUGAAAGAGAACAUCAGAAGACGUCUCAAAGAAAAUAAGCAAACGGCCUAUCUUGAAUAUUACACACCUCAAACCAUUCCAACACCAACCACGCCUACUUUGACCACGCCUACCCUAGCCACACCUAUGCCUGUCGACAGGAGAGAGACGUACGUUAUACCAAAAGCAGAUAAAGACGGAGCUCAUUCACUGGAUGAAACUGAUGUACCAGAUGAAGAGGGUGAAGAUGAGGAGGGGUUUAGGUUCAGUGUCAGUAAGUUACCUUCCUGGGCUCAGAGGACAGUGUACUCCAGACCAAGUAUAGCAGCUACUGUUGGAGUAGAGACAAAGAAAGGAGGAGAAGGAGUUACUGUACCACCACCUCCUGAUGGAACAGCUGUAGCUGGUCGCUGGGCUGAGAGGGUUACUGCUGAGCAGUUCAUUAUGAUUGAGGACAAAGACGCAUCAUCUGAAGGAGAGAGCUCAGAGGCUGAGAUAGAGAUGGUAGAAACAAGAGACUCUCCAGAAAAUACUGAGAAUAUCAAGGUAGAGAAAGAUGAAGAUGGUGAGACUAACUCAUCACUUGAGGAGGAAAAGGAAGAAGAGACUCUAAUGAAACAAGUAAUGGAGAAACUGCUAGAGGAGGAGGAGGAGGAGGAUACCACUGACAGUCAGACUCAGCCUAGUGUAACUGACAGUCUUAUGAGCAAUGAGGAACUGGUGUAUCCUAAAUCCACUGGGAGAGACAGCGUAGACCCCAGUAUGUUCAAAGUGACGACUCCCGAGAGAAGAGCUUCCGUGAAAAACGUGGCAGAGUUGGUAUCACCGACUGAGAAAAAGGUAGGGGAGGAGGAGGAGGAGGAGGAGAGUCCUGAUAGUACUUGCUCAACGCCCGAGACAAACAUAAAGUCUCUCGGGACUCUUAUCGUUGAUGAGUCAGCAUUUUUAAGAACUCACUUUGAGAGUUUGACGGCCGAGAAGGCUGACCUGAUUUUUGGCCCCGCCCCUGAGACAGACUCACCUGGAGUGGGUCCUACGAGAGGGUUUUCCCCUCCUUGCAGCCGACCGAGCAUAUCAGCCAUCUAUUAUAAUAGGAGGAGGAGCUUCACUACUGGGUGCAUUAAAAUUCGUCCUGUUACCAGCUCAACUUCUACUAAUUAUGCGUCACCCGAACUAACUGAUAAUCGUUACCGAACCCUACCCACUUCACCUCGCUCUACAGAGACAGAAUCAGUAAUAGACAUCUCUUCGGAAGAAACUAGCGAACCAAAGACACUGACAGUAGAGGAGGAGAGAAAGGAGGAGGAGGGGGAGGAGGAGCAAGGGAGAGAUGUUAGCGAUGGUGAUGAUGAUAGCUCGAAGUCACAUGAGACAGGGGAGACUGGGAAUAUUGUUAGGUUUCGACCAAGAGGAAGGGUAGUGAAGAGACCAAAAAUAACUAGAGAAGAGAUAACAAAGACAAGAAAAAGAUUGGAAGAACUUGGCUACUCUGAGUUUGCUGAGUCAAGUAAAGCUAAGGAAGCUAUAGAAGGAGAAGUGAAAUCAGUAGAAGAUGUACAUGUAGAUCAGACUGGUCAGGAUGACAAUAAAAAGGAGAGAGAGGAGGAGGAGGAACAUGGUGCAAGAGAGUCAGUUGUGAAAGAGACUGAUGCACAGUCUCUUGUGGAAGACGAUGAUAAAGUCUCAUUUGAUGAACUUUGUAACAGAGUAAACUCUAUCACUGGGCAAUGUCAGGAAUCACUUACAGCAUUAGGCGGUUUGUAUCAGCAGUCACUCUCCCUAUCAACUGAUAAUUCAACUAAACUUCAGUCACUCAUCAGUACCUCCUUACAAACGCUAUCCUCUCGACUCUCAGACAUAAGACAAUCAGCGACGCUAGACUCUCUAACUACGACCACGAAUCCACCGACAAGCCAACCUAAGCCAGCAGCUCUUCCAGGAGCUGAAUCACUUGAACCAUUUUUGGAGAACCUGUCAGAGAGACUGAUAGCAAUGAUGAAAGAGAAAUUGGAGAAGAGUGAGGACUGAGGAUUGUGAGAUGGUUAGUAUCACUACAUUAUAAAGUGCAUUUAAAACUAAGAGACACUGUUUCUUUUUAUCACUCAGUUAUUUGUUAUUGAUAUUUACAUACAGUCUUGUAGCAUAUAUAUUG